AUGCCAAAUAUGGAAGCUAAAAAAGUAGCAAAAAUAAUGGUAGAAGAAGUAUUUGUUAGGCUAGGAACGCCUAGAAUAAUACACUCAUAUCAGGGGAGGCAGUUUGAAAGCGAAUUGUUUAGGGAAGAAUGUCGACUGUUUCAUAUCCAGAAAAUACGAACCACUGCCUACCAUCCACAGUCGGAUGGUAUGGUUGAAAGGUUCAACCGAACAUUGACUUCUAUGCUCAGCGCAUUUGUACAGGAGAAUCAGACAGACUGGGAUGAACACAUUCCUUAUGUCAUGAUGGCCUACCGGUCUGCAGAACACAAGUUUACUCAAUUCACACCGAAUAUGCUUAUGUUAGUAAGGGAAACUACAUUACCUUUAGACUUGCAGUAUGAGAUGCCUGAACACAUGAAAAUAGAAACUCCGAAUGAGUGGUUCUGUAUCUUACAGGAGAGACUUGAUCGUGCCCACAAUGUCGUCCCUCAACAUAUAGAAGAUGCUAUGAAUCGGCAAAAGAAAUAUCAUGACCUGAAAAUGUCGUGGGAAAAGUUCAAGAAAGGAGAUAAAGUAUUUGUGUACUUUCCUCAGAGAAAAGUUGGUUGCUCUCCAAAACUCACCUCGUUUUGGCGAGGACCAUUUGAGGUGCUUGAACAGUGGUCUGAUGUACUUUAUGCAGUAAAUUGUGACAGAAAAGGAGAAAAACAAAUUAUCCACUGUGAUAGGAUGCGAAAGAAAAAAGAGCAAGUUCUGAAUUUUGAGUGUGAUGCGCCCGAGGCAAGAGAUGAAUCUAUCUUAUAA
Molecule: messenger RNA, 786 nt
Organism: Magallana angulata
Lineage: Eukaryota; Metazoa; Mollusca; Bivalvia; Ostreida; Ostreidae
Exons: 1
Coding region: 1-786 (261 amino acids)
Biological process (GO): DNA integration
Molecular function (GO): nucleic acid binding
Source: RefSeq, a predicted model, not a curated record